UUUUUUAAAUUUCCCUCCUCCACCAGAUGGAGCAGUCAAACUCAAAUAGACAUUAGGCGCGCUUAUUUUAUAGUAGUGUUAGCCAUAACAGUUAACCGUUAUGAUUUGUCUGCAUAUUGUGUAGACAAAAUUCAUUCAAUAUGAGCGUGUCCGGUAAAAUUCUUCAUAAAAAAAUCGAAUAUUUAAGACCAGAUCUGUCUACUAGCAUAACAUCUGACAUUUUUGAUAAAAUAUGCGAUAUUUCGACGGCGCAACCUUUCCUAGAGUGGUUUUGCGAUAAUGUCAGUCGUGCAAAUGUAUUGUCCAAAGAAGAAUUAUAUCUAAAAAACAAAUUACAACAUACAGAAGAAUGGUUAAGUGGAAAAGAAUUAGAUAGAGCACUCGAAGAAUUUACUCACGAUAAUCCAGAAUUGUUAAAAUUGAUCGAUUUCGAAGACGAGGACAUCGAUGAAACGUUUUCUGAAUUUGAAAUGUUAAAAGAUCUUUACAAAAUGGACGAAGACUAUGUAGAAUUAUUGAAGAAUAAUAUAUUGAAUUUAAAGGAACUAGAAUUUACAUUGGAAGAUGAGAUAGAACAAGAAGAGAAUCAUUUUGAAAAGGAACAAAUUGAACUGCUUAAAGCAUUCAAUGAUUGCAAUGUUAUUUUGGAAAAGUUUGAUGAACAAAACCGUAGCUUCUUCAAAGAAACGGAACAGCUUCUUAAUGUAUAUACAGAUGCGGUUGAAAAUAAAGGAAUACCGAUAUUAUGGAUACAAAUGUCCAUCGAUUUAUUUAUCAAACAAAUCAAGCUUUAUAAUGAUUAUUUAGAUAUUCUCAUUAAGCGGCAAUUCAGUUUGGAUAAUCAAGAAAUUGAACAGCAACAUGAUUCGGAUUAUGAGACACUUAUGAACGAUAGUAAGGAAAAACAAAUCUAUAAGCAGACACAGGAAUUGGCAACGUGCAAGUUAAAACUUACUAAUUCGACGUUAAAAGAAGUCUAUGCUAAAAUGCACGAAGCCUCUUGCAGAGCGAUGAUGGAAUAUGCCCAAUUCAUAUGGAACGAUGGAAAUCUAAAAAUACCUGAGCAAACGCAUUUACUAGACGAGAUUUUGGAGUUGACAAGAAGAAGAAAUUUCUUGGAAGAGAACAUUACUCUUUUGAGAGAGCGACAACUUACCGAAGCUAUUGAACAAUAUGUAGAAACUGCAAUAAUCCAAAUUUUGCAACAAGCUGCGCGUGCAAGAUUGAAGCGAAGAAAAAUUCGGUUUGGAAAACUAAAAUCUGUUUUAUCAUUUACACGUGAACAUGGUCAUGCACAUUCAGAUUUAUUAUGUAUAUUAAUGGACAUGCAAUUUCAUUCGCUUAAAGAAAUAUCUGAGUUUAUCGGAGAUGCUCGUCAUUACCUCGCUACAGAAUAUUCUCUUUCUUCGUCACGCUGCGAAAUUAUGCAACAACAGCAGGAAGAAUAUAAUGCACUUCAAACAUCUGUUAUCAAUCAAAAUAUCUUCAAUGAGUUAUUUAUAUCAAUGAUGUCGAUCAAUGACAUUUCUCCAGAUGCAUUAAAUCAUGCAUUGGUCAAAUAUAAUGAACUAAUAGCAAAUAAUAAAGAGAAGAAGCAGGUUAUACUCGAUACUUAUAUGAAUGACCAAAUUAAUAAAAUAUUAUUAUUGGAAAAGGAAGUAUUGAAUAGUUAUGAUAAAGAAAUAAAUAAUGGAAUUACAAAAAGCUUCAUACCACUUUCGUACAACUUGAAUGUGCAAUAUAAGAAUACAUCCGAUCAAUUAGAAAACAUUAAAACAAAUUUAACGACAGUAAGAAAUAUAUUGAAAGAAAAAAUGAGAAAUAAUAAUGGUUUGGUAAGAGAAAAAGAAAUCUUAUGGCAAAGAUUUCUGGCUGAUCCAGAUACAUUAAAGAAGCAUUACGAAGAAACAAAGCGAAUGGCAGAUCGAUCACAUUUUGGAAGGGACAGCUGAAUAAAAAAUAAUAGGCAUAAGUUGAAAAAAUUGUCUUAACGUUAUAAUUUUUAUUACAAAACAAAAUAUAUAUAUAUAUGU
This is a messenger RNA of Vespula pensylvanica (western yellowjacket), 2033 nucleotides long. It is a transcript of the gene dgt3, whose product is annotated as HAUS augmin-like complex subunit 3. Lineage: Eukaryota; Metazoa; Arthropoda; Insecta; Hymenoptera; Vespidae. The transcript has 9 exons. Bases 141 to 1952 code for a protein of 603 amino acids. Gene Ontology annotation, biological process: spindle assembly; centrosome cycle. Gene Ontology annotation, cellular component: mitotic spindle; centrosome; HAUS complex. The record is from RefSeq and is a predicted model, not a curated record.